AUGACACCCACACUUCCGCAAGAGAUCUUAACGGAAGUAAUGAAACAUGUUGGCGAAAAUGAUUUAAUGACACUGCAGAGAAGCAUAUUGGUUUGCCGACAUUGGUGUCGAGCGAUAGUUCCUCUUUUAUGGCGGAAGCCAUUUCACCAUACCCACCGUAAUACAGCUGGAAAAAGAAAGCUUAUUCCAGUGUAUUUGGCUUGCCUUAAAGAAGAAGAAAAGAAAUACCUCACUGCAAAUGAUUUUCCUAUACCCAACUCGAAACCACCCCUAUUUAACUAUAUUACUUAUCUUCAAUGGCUAAAUGAUUUCUAUGUGUUGGACGCUAUUUCGACAUGGAGUCGUAAAAAUCGGAAACGCAGGCUUCUUUCCCAACUACUCGUCAACAAAUUUAUUACAGAAUGUCCCAAGCUUCGAUCUCUGCACAUUCAUACACUCCAACAGUAUCGUGAGUCAGACAUUUUGUCCAAGAUUACGUUAUAUCAUACUACACUCGAAGUACUGCAUGUGAAAGAGAUAACGCGAUUUGUAUCCGAGACUGAGAAUGAUUUGAUAGUGGGCUUGGUUAAUUUGAUAAAAUCUCAGCGGGCGCUAAAAGAGGUAGUGUUGGCCGGCGUGUUGAAUGGGAUCGAUAAGUUGGUGCUGUCAUUAAGAGCCAAGCAUUCUCGGUCAUUGAAAAAGAUCAAAUUUGAGGAUUGUGAUUUUAGAGUCAAGGGAGAAAUUUGGGACUUGGUGAGCGGAUCUUUUGUUAACUUAGAGCUGUUGAAUUUCUAUGGAUGUUAUGGCUUGAAUACAAGUACUUUGAAAAUGUGGACUAAAGGCUUGAAGGCGCAAAUUCACAUCGAUUUUUCAACUGUAGAAUUGUCUGCAACAUAA
Molecule: messenger RNA, 876 nt
Organism: Paraglomus occultum
Lineage: Eukaryota; Fungi; Glomeromycota; Glomeromycetes; Paraglomerales; Paraglomeraceae
Source: the annotation of a GenBank genome assembly